Messenger RNA from Asparagus officinalis (garden asparagus), 1894 nucleotides. RefSeq names its product dnaJ protein P58IPK homolog A. NCBI's taxonomy places the organism in Eukaryota, Viridiplantae, Streptophyta, Magnoliopsida, Asparagales, Asparagaceae. Gene Ontology annotation, cellular component: endoplasmic reticulum lumen. The transcript is spliced from 9 exons. Gene Ontology annotation, molecular function: protein dimerization activity. The record is from RefSeq and is a predicted model, not a curated record. Bases 79 to 1515 code for a protein of 478 amino acids.
AUAAAUAACAAAAACAAGCAGAAAAAAAGAUCUCGAUUAAUUGGGUUCCACAGUGGAGAAUUUUGAAGGAAGAAGACGAUGGUGAUGCUUUUGGGUUCAACUCGGGUCUUCUUGCUGCCUCUCUUUCUCUUCGUUCCCUCUCUCUUUGGCGCGCAGGAUAGUCAGGCUGGAGAUGCCGCUACAUUGUUGAAAAGAGCCACUGAAACGAUAAAAGCAAGGCAAUAUGAUGCAGCACUUGAACUUCUGAACUCUGCUAUUGAGGCAAAUGCAGGUCUUUCAGAAGCCUAUAAGCAGCGAGCAUCUGUUCUCCGGCAGCUUUGCAGAUAUGAGGAGUCUGAGGAAAACUACAACAAGUUUCUCGAGCAAAAACCUGGUACUACUUCUGUGGAGAAGGAGCUUUCCCAGUUGAUACAGGCAAAAAAUGCAUUGGACUCAGCAUAUAAUCUUUAUGAUUCUGGUGAUUUCUCCAAAGCUUUGGAUUACAUUACCAAAGUUGUCCUGGUUUUUUCUCCUAGUUGCUUUAAGGCAAAACUACUUAAAGUGAAAUUGUUACUGGCACUGAAGGACUUCUCAGGCGCUAUUUCCGAAACUGGGUACAUUCUUAAAGAAGACGAGAGCAACUUGGAAGCAUUACUUUUGCGAGGUCGUGCCUAUUAUUAUCUCUCCGAUCAUGAUGUUGCUUCAAGGCACUUUCAGAAAGGAUUACGCCUAGACCCAGAACAUAGUGAACUGAAGAAAGCUUAUUUUGGGUUAAAAAGCCUUUUAAAGAAGACCAAAAGUGCAGAAGAUAAUGCUGCAAAGGGUAAACUACGUGUUGCUGUAGAGGACUUUAAGGCAGCCCUCGCCUUGGACCCCAGUCAUAGUGCACAUAAUGUUCAUCUUCAUCUUGGUUUAUGUAAAGUCUUGGUGAAGCUUGGCAGAGGAAAGGAUGCUGUCAAAAGCUGCACAGAAGCACUGGACAUUGAUGGGGAGCUUGAUGAGGCCUUGGUUCAGCAAGGAGAGGCAAAGCUCCUAACAGAAGACUGGGAAGGAGCUGUUGAGGAUCUGAAAGCAGCCGCUCAGAAAUCUCCUCAGGAUAUGAAUAUCCGAGAAGCACUAAUGAGGGCGGAAAAAGCAUUGAAGAUGAGCAAAAGGAAGGACUGGUACAAGAUCUUAGGGGUUUCAAAAACUGCAUCAAUUGCGGAAAUAAAACGUGCUUACAAGAAGCUUGCUUUACAGUGGCACCCCGAUAAGAAUGUUGACAAAAGAGAAGAAGCAGAGGCCAUGUUUCGAGAAAUAGCUGCUGCGUAUGAGGUACUUGGCGAUGAUGACAAACGUGUGAGAUACGACAGAGGCGAGGAUCUUGAUGAGAUGGGUAUGGGUGGAGGAGGGGGUGGCAGCGGUUUUAACCCUUUUGGCGGUGGUUUUGGGGGUGGAUUUGGUGGUGGAGGUCAGCAAUAUACUUUUCACUUUGAAGGUGGAUUUCCUGGUGGUGGAUUUCCUGGUGGUGGUGGAGGCUUUGAGUUCAAUUUUUGAUCACAGCCUCCUGUAAAUUUAUUCUUUUCAAGGUUGCACGCUCAACUAACAGAGGAAGCUAGAAAUCGAGCAGUUCAAGGACCUCGAGGGUAAACUCAAACAGUUCAGCCAUUUGAAGAAGCCCUCAAUUUGCGGGGUGAUUUUUUACCCUUUAAGUUAUACUCAUGGCUGAUUUUCCCCCGUACAUUGUAUUUCUCCGGGGAGGGAAAAAGCCUACUUUGUUAUUUCGAAGAGUUUCAGAAAAGCGAGAUGACAUGUAAUUUUGGCAACAUUUGUCCAUGAAUACAAAGUUUUACAUAACUUCAGAACAUAAAGUUAAAGUGCUCUGUAACAAAGGGGGUUAUCCAGGGAUUUUAUUGAAAUUUGAGUUCUGAUUUUA